CUGUUGCAACAGGCACUUUGAACGCUCGCUCUGCUCUCAUCGCUCGAGCGGCGAAAAUCUUUUACAUUUUUCACAUUUUUGGAGAAGAAGGCUGCUCCUACGCCCCUUUUAAAAGCGCCACAUGUCGUGUGCUCCGUGUCAGAGCCUCGGAAACACCCACGGGGGAUUUAAGCCUCAACUAAAAAAAUACAUAACCAGCUCGGAAAACAGUUUUUGGGACAACAUGACGAUUGUAAGCGUUGCUCUUUUCCUCUCUCUAGUUGUUGACUCGAUCGACACUUGGGGGAUUUCAUCGGAGGCUUUUCGGACCACCUCGACGAAAAACACCAGGGAGACUUGUUGCUUCGCUACCUUGGACGUUGCUUUUUUAAAUCGCCGUCGAAGUUGUGUGUCUCACCCUAGUCUGGUCCAGGCUUUAGCUUGGAGGGCCCAACCGCAAACAUUGAUCCCAGCAGCUGGAGCGGCAGCGAAAGCCCUGCCGAAGACAUGGAGAGGAUGAGCGAUUCGGCAGACAAGCCCGUGGACAACGAUGCAGAAGGCGUGUGGAGCCCUGACAUCGAACAGAGCUUCCAAGAAGCCUUGGCCAUUUACCCUCCUUGUGGACGUCGGAAGAUCAUCCUGUCCGAUGAGGGGAAGAUGUAUGGUCGGAAUGAGCUGAUUGCCAGAUAUAUCAAGCUUCGGACUGGAAAGACGAGGACUCGCAAGCAGGUGUCUAGUCACAUACAGGUCUUAGCAAGAAAGAAAGUUCGAGAAAUCCAAGCUGCCAUUAAGGUACGUCUGGCUUUGCCCAGUUACAGGGGGCUUUUCAUUGCUAUGGUUACAGGCUCUUCCUUUGUUUUCCUCUCCUCCCCUACCCCGCAGGUGUCUAGUCACAUUCAGGUUCUAGCCAGAAGGAAAUCUCGUGAAUUUCAUUCCAAGCUAAAGGUUACAAGUAUGGACCAGGCGGUGAAGGACAAAGCCCUCCAGAGCAUGGCUUCCAUGUCGUCAGCUCAGAUCGUCUCGGCCACGGCUAUUCACAACAAGCUGGGACUGCCCGGCAUCCCGCAUCCAGCAUUCCCCGGAGCAGGGAUAUGGCAAGGGAUGAUAUCGAGUCAGCCAGGAUCCUCACAAGACAUCAAGCCCUUCAGCCAGCAAGCCUACCCCAUCCAGCCUGCAGUCACAACAGCAAUUUCAAGCUACGAGCCCACGGCCGCGUCUGCACCGACAGCACCGGCGUGGCAGGGCCGUUCGAUCGGUACAACCAAACUGCGACUGGUGGAGUUCUCAGCCUUUCUGGAGCAACAGAGAGACCCAGACUCGUACAACAAGCACCUCUUUGUGCAUAUCGGACAGACAAAUCAUUCCUACAGCGACGCCCUGCUGGAGUCUGUGGACAUUCGGCAGAUUUAUGACAAAUUUCCUGAAAAGAAAGGGGGACUGAAGGAGCUGUACGGAAAGGGCCCCCAAAAUUCCUUUUUCCUUAUAAAGUUUUGGGCCGACUUAAACUGCAACAUUCAGGACGAGAACGGAUCUUUCUACGGCGUCACCAGUCAGUACGAAAGCUCAGAGAACAUGACCAUCACAUGCUCCACUAAAGUGUGCUCCUUCGGCAAGCAGGUGGUGGAGAAAGUCGAGACUGAAUAUGCACGGUUUGAGAACGGGCGCUUCGUCUACAGAAUAAGCAGAUCCCCCAUGUGUGAAUAUAUGAUCAACUUUAUCCAUAAACUGAAGCACCUGCCAGAGAAGUACAUGAUGAACAGUGUGCUGGAGAAUUUUACUAUUUUAUUGGUGGUGACCAAUCGGGACACGCAGGAGACGCUGCUUUGCAUGGCGUGUGUGUUUGAAGUGUCAAACAGCGAGCACGGCGCUCAGCAUCAUAUCUACAGACUGGUAAAAGAAUGAAUGGGCCCCUCUCUCCUUUUCCUCACAUACGUUCUGACCUCCAGACAAGUGGCAGUGCCUCUCGCUCAAAGUCACACCGACAACACUUUGUGGUCAUUACCUGAAGUCUCUUCUUAUCAUUGUGUUGCUUUUGUGUCAUUUGACUGCACCUAUGAGUUACGCUACAGGUGUUUUCUUUUCUUUGGUUAUUCUCGGCUCCACUGCAGGAAAUUUCUUUGAGAGAUCAUGUAGGCUGGUUACAUACACAAUUGACUUCUCUUAUUCGCUCAAUGGAAUUGUAUGUUGUCUACUUUUGUGUGUGUGUGUGUAUAUAUGCUAUUGGCCUUUUUGUGCCAGUGGCCUGAUGUGGUCUGUGUAAUAUUUGAGUGUGUUGAGCAUACUUUUUAGAUGUACAAGACCUGCUGCCCAUAGAGCUCCAAAGAAACUAACCUGACACUAAAUAUUAUGACACUAAAUUUCACUACAUUUCUUUUCAUAAAUGAAUAAUUCUCCCUGUUGAAGCACAACAAACGAGACACUACACUCACUUUGCUGCCUUUCCUUGUGGAUUUAGGGAAACAUUCCAACCUCCUCAGCAUUCCGGUUUCUGUCAGUUAAUUCUGACAGGUUAAAGCGCUACAAGACUGACUCAUCCAAAAGCACUUUGUUUCUUAUGCUCUUAAGUAAUCACAAUACUAUCUUAGACAGCAAGCUGUGUUUACCUUGCAGCUUCUCCCCCUGUGAACGAGUAGCAUGAUCUGAGUCAGCGCGUCGCUGCCUCACAUUACAUUCCCGUCGUUAUCGUGGCCUAUGCCGCCCCCAAGCCUUAAACACGCUACAGCUGUGAGACGCUACUAAAACUGUGAUCCGUCUCCUUGUAAACACGCCGCUCCUUGGAGUGGUGUGAGAGAGUCCCGAUACAGUCUGCCAAAGUGUUAAGAGUACAGUGCCUUAGCGUAUGUGGUCCAUCUUAAUCCAGCAGUCUAAUUUGAAGUCAGGCUGAUACAGGCAAAAGCAGUACACUCCAUGUUUUGAGAUUCACUGUAUAAGAAGUUGUAUUUUUCUCUAUAAAAGUCAUAUUCGCUAAAUGUCAGCUUUUUAUAUGAAGUCUGGUUGAAUGGCCUGUGGUAAUGGUCAAAGGUGAAAAACAAACAACAACCACACUACUCUCUAAAUGUGUUGUGCGUGGUAGCAAAAAGUGCCUUUGGUUUACAAUUUCCAAUUCAACCUGACACAAAAACAAAACGUUGCUAAACCAAAAAUGAGAUGGAACCAAGUACCACCACAUUGCCUUUUCUUAAUGCAAGGGUGGGGGACGGAGCAUUUCAUCGGGCCCGUGUGUAAUUAUAACCACAAAUAUAACCUUAGAGGUCCUGACAUUUCCUCUUUAAUGCUCAAAAUGCAAUCUAAACAAAACCUUAAACACAACUUUGUUUUUUUUAACUUCCAUUUGUACUGAGCUGACUUUUUGUGUACAAAAAAGGUCCAUUUCACUCAAGCAUGGUUCACAAAUCUGUUAGUAAGCACUUCUCCUUUGCCGAGAUAAUCCAUUCACCUCAGAGGUACGGCCUAUCAAUACGGUAAAACUACACAUUUGAAAUUGACCUUUUCCCGUGAGCAUCUUAAGACUCUCCUUUGCAAUAAUGAAAAUUGUCUAAUCAGCAUAUUGUUUUGAUUUGAAUGUUCUGGUAAAUUGGAAGUUCUAACUAUGAUUUAGGCACAUUUGUGAGAGAAAUGGUCUUUUUGUGUACAGCCAAAAUGUCACAACAGGAAAAUAUUAGUGUUACAUUUUAAUGAAAAGAAAUUGCAUCAAAUUUUGUUCAUUAAAAGACAUAAGUACCGCCCCGGGACUUGAACCGAUUCCCCAUCCAUGCCUUAAAGGACUGUCCCGCUUUCCAGGGGGAAGCUGCCCACUUGUUGAUGGUUCACUCAUCUUUGGAUUUCACGAAGGAUGUUUACAAGGUAAAAUUGCAUCAUGUUCAAGAGCUUAAAAGACUGCAGCAGAGCCUGACCAAAUAAUUGGCCGGCUAAAUCUGCUGAAGUUAAAGGUCAAUAUAAUUUUACUUUCUCCUCAUGCAACAGCAAGCAUCCAGUAGGUAUGGGCAGGAAGUAAAGGCAAGCAGAAUGUUAUUCUUAGCCAUCUUCCCAAAUCCCUGUUAAGGUGUUUGUAAGUACGCUGAUAAGAUUUGUCAAAAAAAAAUUCUGCCAAAUAUCGUAAUCAGCCUCAAAAAAUCCAUCUCAAUCAGGCCCGACACUGCAAAACACUUGCAGGUUCAAGUGUGUCAAACUAAAAACGAGUUUCUGAAAGUUGUCCCCCCCACCCACACCCCCUAAAACCAGGUGAGGUUUGUUUUUAAAAAAAAAAAAAGAAAUAUUUGAAGGUAAAGUUAAAGCGUGGACCAGAGCUUCAUGCAUCUACACUG
Messenger RNA from Syngnathus acus (greater pipefish), 4283 nucleotides. It is a transcript of the gene tead1b, whose product is annotated as TEA domain family member 1b. Gene Ontology annotation, cellular component: transcription regulator complex. The record is from RefSeq and is a predicted model, not a curated record. NCBI's taxonomy places the organism in Eukaryota, Metazoa, Chordata, Actinopteri, Syngnathiformes, Syngnathidae. Gene Ontology annotation, molecular function: DNA-binding transcription factor activity, RNA polymerase II-specific; RNA polymerase II cis-regulatory region sequence-specific DNA binding. The transcript has 13 exons. Gene Ontology annotation, biological process: regulation of transcription by RNA polymerase II; hippo signaling; embryonic organ development. Bases 487 to 1881 code for a protein of 464 amino acids.